AUGGGGUCGCUCACUGCCAUUUCGGAGAACGUUUUCGCCUAUGGAAUCGGUGGAUUGGCAAGAUUGGUAUCCGGGGCGGCUCUGGUAGGGGGAGCGUCCAUGCUUUUGAAGACAUGGAUAAUUCGGGAGCGUUUCAGUACACCUCUCGCGCCUGCGCUGUUCAUCAUAUCCGGGAUUUUCACCGCCCUGUCCGGCCUUUGCGCCGUUGUACUGGCGGCGACAGCGCCGGAUAUGGUCGCAUUUGGCGCACCCAGCCCCUCAACUGAGGUGAUAGCGUCAUUCAGGUGGAUGGCAGGGAAGGUAGGCUUUACGAUGGCUGGUCUGGCGCUGAUUGCCGAGUCGCGCUAUCAGUGGAAGGUGGGAGGGACUCUGAGGCUCAUUGCGCCCAUAUCCGCGCUCCUUGGAGCAGCCAUGCAGAUCAUCUGGCUGGAUGCCGCUAUCGCCGUUCAUCAGAUCACCGGCGUGCUGUUCGUCGUGUGGCUUAUGCUCAUGGGAGAGGACGCCGGCAUGACCGCCCCACUAAUCGAGUGCAGAGGUGCGACGAAGAGCUUUGGGGACUUGCUCGCGGUGGACGAUGUGAGUUUCCGCCUCAUGCCGGGCGAAGUGCUGUCUAUACUGGGCGCGAGUGGCUGUGGAAAGACCACACUGUUGCGGAUCAUCGCAGGCUUCGAGGGACUGGACGACGGGGAAGUGCGUUUUCAGGCUGGUCUGGUAUCUGAUUCUGAUCAUUACGUGCCCCCUGAGAGGCGAAAUGUCGGCAUGGUGUUCCAAGAGUACGCUCUCUUUCCCCAUCUGACUGUGGCGGAGAAUGUCGCGUUUGGGCUUCACGGCAUGUCGAAAGGUGAGCAGCGCAGCCGCACUCAAGACGCUCUGGAUCUCGUUCGUCUGAACGGGUUUGAAUCUCGAUAUCCGCAUGAGCUUUCAGGUGGUCAGCAGCAGCGCGUAGCGCUUGCCCGGACGCUUGCGCCGUCUCCUAUCGCAGUCCUUCUGGACGAGCCGUUCAGCAACCUUUGA
This is a messenger RNA of Geodia barretti, 1014 nucleotides long. The record is from the annotation of a GenBank genome assembly. Lineage: Eukaryota; Metazoa; Porifera; Demospongiae; Tetractinellida; Geodiidae.